Messenger RNA from Paramecium primaurelia, 533 nucleotides. NCBI's taxonomy places the organism in Eukaryota, Ciliophora, Oligohymenophorea, Peniculida, Parameciidae. The record is from the annotation of a GenBank genome assembly.
AUGGGCUGUGCCUUAAGUAAUAGGAAAAAAUCUGGAUAGAGUUAAACCAUAAUUUUCCAAUAAACAGGACAGAAUUAAGGAUAAUAAUAAUUAGAGUAAUUUCUUUAUUUGAAAAAAAGAAUAAUUAAAUAUACCAAGACUGUAAAGGGGAGCUAAUAUUUAUCUAAUGGGAUUGGAGAUAGAAGCAACUAACAAACAUUUCAGUUUUAUAUUUAAAAUUUUAAUUCAUAGGUGCACCGGUUAAGGAUAGUCUUUUAUAAAUUAAGAGAAUGAAAUAAUAAAGAAAGAAAAUUUAUAAAUGUAUUCAAUCAAAAUCCAAACAUAGUUCUUAAAUGUAUAAAUCUGAAUCUUUGGAAUAAAGCUUUUCAAAAAAAUCAGAAUACUCUUCUAAAAAAUAGUCUUCUGAAAAUUCAAAUUAAUAGUAAUCUGGAGAAUCCAAUUCAGAAAAUCAAUUGAACAAUAAUUCAACAUAUAGAAAUAUUUCAGUCCAUGAGGAAUAAAAAAAUAAUCCAAUCAUUGAUGAAUAAAGUUGA